UUGCACAAACAGCACUACUUUGCAUUCUGUGAUCAUCGUUCUUUAAAGUCUGAGGAAACACCACAACUGUUCCAUAUAUUUUUGAAAAGAAUGCGAUCAUCAGCAGUUGAGAAGCUUUGCCUGGCCCUCGGGGUCCUCGGGUUUGUUGGGGUCAUUGUGUGCUGCACCCUACCUUGCUGGAGAGUGACUGCCUUUGAAAAAACAAGUUUUGUGACCCAAAAGGUGGUUCAAGAGGGUCUUUGGAAGAUUUGUGUAAAGGAGGGAAACAGACAGAAGGUUUGCAGUUUGUACGACUCCCAGCAGCAGGUAUCCCCUGACCUGCAAGCUCCACGAGUCCUGGUUGUCUUCAGCUGCAUCCUCAGUGGGCUCAGCCUCUUCAUCCUGUUCUACGGUGCCAUCUUUGCCAAAUAUGCUCAGAACGAAGACGCCAAGCCCAGAAUCCUCAUGGUGGCUGCAGUGGGCCUGCUGCUGGGUGGCUUCAUGGCGAUCAUCCCAGUCAGCUGUUCGGCUUAUAUCACUUUAAAAGAUAUCCUCCAACCUGGGUCACAGAUCUUUCAGAAGACAAAUAUUGGAGUGUGCCUCGAUGUCGGCUGUGCAGCAGGUAUGCUGCUGAUUCUGACUGGAGGUCUGGUCUGCAGGCUUAGCAGACCCAAAUACAGCAGCUCAGGAGGAAAAGCAAAGUGCUACAGCAGCAGUGCUUCAGCUCCAGACAACAAUUAUGUGUAGCUUUAUGAAAGAGACUGGUGUCCACUAGAUGGUUAGAAAA
Cyprinodon tularosa is the source of this 766-nucleotide messenger RNA. RefSeq names its product claudin-4-like. Lineage: Eukaryota; Metazoa; Chordata; Actinopteri; Cyprinodontiformes; Cyprinodontidae. Gene Ontology annotation, cellular component: plasma membrane; bicellular tight junction. The transcript is spliced from 3 exons. The record is from RefSeq and is a predicted model, not a curated record. Bases 91 to 726 code for a protein of 211 amino acids. Gene Ontology annotation, molecular function: structural molecule activity. Gene Ontology annotation, biological process: bicellular tight junction assembly; cell adhesion.